Dinoponera quadriceps is the source of this 587-nucleotide messenger RNA. It is a transcript of the gene RpS13, whose product is annotated as 40S ribosomal protein S13. Gene Ontology annotation, biological process: translation. NCBI's taxonomy places the organism in Eukaryota, Metazoa, Arthropoda, Insecta, Hymenoptera, Formicidae. Gene Ontology annotation, cellular component: ribosome; cytosolic small ribosomal subunit; nucleolus. Gene Ontology annotation, molecular function: small ribosomal subunit rRNA binding; structural constituent of ribosome. The coding region runs from base 86 to 541 and encodes 151 amino acids. The transcript is spliced from 3 exons. The record is from RefSeq and is a predicted model, not a curated record.
GUUUCUGCCACUGCGGCGUUAGUGAUUCUCUUUCUCCUUUCCUUUUUGUAUGAUUACACGUCGUUGCUGAAGAAAAUCCGUAAAGAUGGGUCGUAUGCAUUCACAUGGAAAGGGUAUAUCCCAAUCUGCGCUUCCAUAUCGACGAAGUGUGCCAACUUGGUUGAAGUUGACGCCCGAAGAUUGUAAAGAACUUAUUUACAAACUUGCAAAAAAAGGACACACGCCAUCUCAAAUUGGUGUCAUACUUCGUGACUCUCAUGGAGUGGCACAAGUAAGAUUCCGCACGGGGAAUAAAAUCUUGCGCAUUGUAAAGAGCAUGGGUCUGGCCCCGGAUUUACCCGAAGAUCUAUAUUAUUUGAUUAAAAAAGCUGUGGCUGUUCGCAAACACCUGGAACGAAACCGUAAGGACAAGGACAGCAAAUUUCGACUGAUUCUCGUAGAAUCGAGGAUCCAUAGGCUAGCCCGAUAUUACAAAACAAAAGGAUCCCUGCCACCGAACUGGAAAUACGAGAGCUCGACAGCUAGUGCUCUUGUAGCCUAACCCGUUUAACUGUAUUUACAUAUGCUGCAAUAAAUUUGUGAGACUA